UUUAUCGAUGGACCACUGCCACAACCACGAUGGUGCAGAUGAUGGAGUCACAAUGCGAAUAUUUCAUGUAUUUUCCUGCUGUUCCGAUAUCAGACUUGUCAGACCCUGGACGGUACCGAACACUCCCAAGACGAAGUCAUCUCUACCUGGGAGAGACUGUGCGCUUCUUGCUGGUUCUGCGGUGCAGCGAUGCGGAGAGCGACACACGGACCGAUAGCGCAUUUGAAUUCGGUGUCGAAAGUCCGAACGGUCGUGCAUGGAGAGAACUGGCAGGUUCGCUUUGCGCAGUGGCGAGUGUGAGUCCAGCGGAAAAGCAUCGCUCUCAUACCUAUCUCGACCAUGACCACAGUAGCGGGAACGAAGGUCCUGAGGAGGGGGAAGAGAAUGAUGGAAGAUCGUCAGUCAAGAGAGAUGCUGGCUUCAGAGAAUGCAAGCCUCUGCUUAUUCAUAACAACGGCAGCGGUGUCCGCGAGUUCCGCAGGGCCCCUCUGAAGUCGCCCUUGGACGAGCCGGUGGUCCUGAGUGACGAGGUCAUCUUUCCCUUGACCGUGUCCCUUGAUAAACUGCCCGUCAACACACACAAGGUCAAGGUGAUGGUGACGGUGUGGAAGCAGGAGGCCGAUAAAGCCGAGGUGCAGGAGAACGGUUACCUCACAAUCCUGCAGCAGCAAGCGCCGACGCUCACCUUCCGACAGGACCUCAACACCUUUAAAGCUCAAGUGAGCACGACUUUGACGGUGCUGCCGCCCCCGACUGUGAGAUGCAAGCAGAUGACUGUUGCUGGGAAACACCUCACAGUGCUGAAAGUGUUAAAUGAGUGCUCCCAGGAGGAUGUUAGCAUCCAUGACCUGAGGAUUCUGCCAAACUUCAAUGCAUCGUAUCUACCCAUGAUGCCAGACGGGUCUGUCUUGCUGGUUGACAAUGUCUGCCACCAAUCAGGAGAAGUUGCCAUGGCAUCGUUUUGUCGAAUGGAAAGUCUUGCCUGCCAGCUACCCAGCAUGCUAAGCUCCUUGGAAGAGCAUGACUUCCUGUUUCAGCUGCAGAUGAGUGACAUGUCCCAAGAUGACUCUGAGGGUCUUGAGGUACCCCUAGUAGCAGUGCUCCAGUGGUCAACUGCUAAAAUGCCUUUCACCAACUGUAUCUAUACGCAUUACAGACUACCUAGUAUUCGGUUGGAUCGGCCACGCUUUGUAAUGACAGCCAGUUGCCCCAGUACAGUCAACACACAGGACCUUUUUCGGGUCCGCUACACCUUAUUCAACAACCUACAGGAUUUCCUAGCUGUGAGACUGGUUUGGACCCCAGACGGGCGUGGCCAAAGCGAAGAGGCGACGUCUGGCCCUGUCGUUUGUCAGUCACCUCUCAGUAACCUCGGCCACUGCCGCAAAGGCAGCACCCUCUCCUUCACCGUGGCCUUCCAGAUUCUGAGAGCUGGACUCUACGAGCUGAGCCAGCACAUGAAACUGAAGCUGCAGUUCACGGCGCCGGUGUCCAAUGCUCCGGUGGACGCGCGGCCCCUGUCCCGCAAGAACAGCCCCUCCAGCCCGGCCGUCCGGGACCUGCUGGACCGGCACCAGACCAGCCUGGGGCGCUCCCAGUCCUUCUCCCACCAGCAGCCCUCGCGCUCCCACAUCAUGAGGGCUGGCAGUGCCAUGGAGCGGCGUGCCAUCACCCCCCCUGUGGGCUCGCCAGUGGGCCGGCCACUGUACCUGCCCCCUCAGGAGAAGGCCGUCCUCUCGCUGGACAAGAUCGCCAAGAGAGAGUGUAAGGUGCUCGUGCUGGAGCCUCGUAGUUGAGGGGAACGCAUAGGGGAGCCAGCAGG
Messenger RNA from Sardina pilchardus (European sardine), 1822 nucleotides. Its product is annotated as trafficking protein particle complex subunit 14-like. Gene Ontology annotation, biological process: cilium assembly. Gene Ontology annotation, cellular component: TRAPPII protein complex. NCBI's taxonomy places the organism in Eukaryota, Metazoa, Chordata, Actinopteri, Clupeiformes, Clupeidae. The record is from RefSeq and is a predicted model, not a curated record. The transcript is spliced from 11 exons. Gene Ontology annotation, molecular function: alpha-tubulin binding. The coding region runs from base 30 to 1796 and encodes 588 amino acids.